This is a messenger RNA of Anthostomella pinea, 1266 nucleotides long. The record is from the annotation of a GenBank genome assembly. NCBI's taxonomy places the organism in Eukaryota, Fungi, Ascomycota, Sordariomycetes, Xylariales, Xylariaceae.
AUGAGAAUAUUCUCCCUUCUAGCCACCGCGCUGGGCCUAGGCCUUCUCCCAGCAGCAUCACUCGCGCAGACCGCCCUCCCACUCUCGUCAUCGGGCCGCUGGAUCCUCGACGCCGACGGCGCGCGCGUGAAGCUGCGCUGCAUCAACUGGGCCGGCCACCAGGAGACAAACCUGCCCGAGGGCCUGAACAAGAAGUCGGCCGACUACAUCGCCGACUUCGUGGCCGCGCAGGGCUUCAACUGCGUGCGCCUGACGUACUCGAUCGACCACGCGCUGGCCCCGGACGUCGGCGUCGGCGAGGCGUUCACGGCGGCGGCGGACGCGGCGGGCGUGAGCGUCGAGGACAUGGACGGCAUCUAUGGCGACGUCGUGGCGCAGAACGCGUUCGCGGGAGAGGCUGGGGCGACGGUCAGGGGAGUCUGGGAGCAGGUCGUCGCGGCGCUGUGGAAGAGGGGUGUCACGACGAUUUUGGACAACCAUGUAUCUAAGGCUAGCUGGUGCUGCAACAUCGACGACGGCAACGGCUGGUGGGACGAGGGCUUCGGCUACAACGACGCCAACAGCCGCUUCUUCAAGACGCAGAACUGGCUCGACGGGCUGCAGGCCAUGGCCGAGUGGUCUGCCUCGCAGCCGGGGGUAAUCGGCAUGGGCCUCCGCAACGAGGUGCGCGAGUGGCUGCUGCAGGGCACCUUCAACGACCGCGCCGACUGGUAUAGCUUUAUGACGCAGGGCGCCGAGCGCGUGCACGGCGCCAACGCCGACCUGCUCGUCAUCAUGGGCGGCACGCAGUCGGCGACGGACCUGACGCACCUGCGCACCGUCGGGACGCUCGACUGGACCGCCUGGACUGGAAAGCAUGUAUGGGAGUGGCACGCGUACGAUUUUACAGUUACUUUCGCGCUCGCCAAGGGUGACUGCCCGCUGCUGAAGCAGACCUGGGGUCUGUUCGACGGCUUCGUGCUCGAGCAGGGCCAGGACUACACGGCGCCGCUGAUCCUGUCCGAGUUCGGGUUCGGCAUGACGGGCGGGCCCGACGACGGGCUUACCGAUGAUGACAAGGCAUACCUUGACUGUCUAAAGGAGUAUGUGACGGGGAAUGAUGGCGAGUGGGCGCUUUGGGCCCUCGAGGGUUCAUACUAUGUGCGCGAGGGCACGGUUAAUUACGAUGAGGGCUUUGGGCUCAUGGAUUUCGACUGGAAUGGCUUGCGCAAUCCGAAUGUUACGGCCUUGCUGGCGCCUAUGCUUGAGGUUACACAGGGGCCUUGA